AAAAAAAAACCCCAGAGAAAUUAGAGCGUGAGACCAAGAGAGGGAGGGAGGGAGGGCACGCGAAAUCAGCCGGAGCCCCCUCCGCCCCCGAUCGAUCGAAUCGACCACCCCGGCUAUCCAUCGAGCGCCAUGGCCGGCGAGGCCGCCACCGCCCUGCGCGGCGCGCCCGCGGGGGCCGCCGGGCCGUCCCGAUCCCGGUCCCCGCCGCGGUUCACGGCGCUGGAGCUGGCCGCGGCGGAGCAGCUCAUCCACCUCAGCGAGAGCAGCUGCUCCUCCGGCGCCGCGGCCCCGACCCCGCGCGGUGGGGGCCUGCUGCUCCCGGCCUCCGCCGCGUCCGCCGCGUCGUCCUCGACCUCCCCGCGCUCCGUGAACAACGCCCCCCCGCCCGCGGCGCCGCCUGCUGCUGUGGCGGAGGACGAGGAGGACGACGACGAGCAGGAGGUGGGUGGGAGGCGGCGCAGGAACAAGCGCUACCGCCCGAUCGCGGAGAUCUACGCGGCCACUGACCCCAAGCCGAUCGGGCCGCGCCGCAGGAAGGCCGAGGACAGGCCCAGGCCGGCCGCCCCCGCCCCCGCCAAGGCCAAGGAGCUAGGGGCGACCGAGUAGAGAGAGAAGCUGGACUUGUUUGUAAUUAUGGAUAAUUAGUAGGGACUAGCUAGCUUGAUAUACUAUAAGUAGGAGAAUGGUGUGAGCUUGAUGUAGGGCUGUAGUAUGAUCGGGAGCUAGCUUGGGGAUACCUAGCUACUAGUAGAGGAUCAGAUAGAUGCUGGAAUAUUAUUAACUGUAAAUUAUACUGCUGUAUCCGCCGGUAAUAUCCACGAUCUAUCAACUGUCACAGUUUGC
This is a messenger RNA of Panicum hallii, 843 nucleotides long. RefSeq names its product atherin-like. The record is from RefSeq and is a predicted model, not a curated record. The transcript has a single exon. NCBI's taxonomy places the organism in Eukaryota, Viridiplantae, Streptophyta, Magnoliopsida, Poales, Poaceae. The coding region runs from base 130 to 606 and encodes 158 amino acids.